This is a messenger RNA of Anthostomella pinea, 618 nucleotides long. Lineage: Eukaryota; Fungi; Ascomycota; Sordariomycetes; Xylariales; Xylariaceae. The record is from the annotation of a GenBank genome assembly.
AUGGCCGAGAAGACCCAGACCAACGGCGCUGGCAACGCUGACAUGCCACCGGCCUAUGAGGCGCAGCCCAGGCCUGAUGCUACCCCAGCCGCUCCUGAGACACUCGAGGUCACUCAGCCGGCUCAAUCACAGUCUGAACCUGCGACAGCUGGCGUCAACCAGCAAGGUCCGACACAGUCUGCUAGUCCAAUGCAUCCAGAGAAGGCCCACCAUCCCAUGGGUACACCAGGCAUACCAGGCCAUCCGAAUCCGAAUGCAGAGAUUUUCUACGAGGCCCAGGUCGUCACGCCCCUCCACCAGCUGACGGACACGCCCUUGUGGAUCAACUGCCCGUUCUGCAACAAGCGGACCAAGACACAGAGCUCGGUGGAGGGCACUGCGAUGCAGAUACUCUCAAGUGUCUUAUGCUGCCUCAUCUGCGUACCUCUGGUCUGUCUGCCGUGCGUGUGUCACUGGUUCGAGGAGACCAACAUCUUCUGCUCGGCCUGCAGGAACAGAGUCGCUGUGAUCUCUGAUGGCGACUACGGAACGCCCACGGAAGCCGCUGUGCAGAAGAUGCGACAGCAGGGGACUCUACCGACGCCAACGCAAGGUCCGCAACCGGCUACCCACAAAUAG